Molecule: messenger RNA, 2017 nt
Organism: Toxorhynchites rutilus septentrionalis
Lineage: Eukaryota; Metazoa; Arthropoda; Insecta; Diptera; Culicidae
Product: calcium uptake protein 1 homolog, mitochondrial-like
Exons: 10
Coding region: 160-1734 (524 amino acids)
Biological process (GO): calcium import into the mitochondrion; mitochondrial calcium ion homeostasis
Cellular component (GO): uniplex complex
Molecular function (GO): calcium ion binding
Source: RefSeq, a predicted model, not a curated record
UGCAUUUUCUCCAAUCAGAAACUUCAAACCAAAUAGACAGUGGUGUUGGGUGUUAAAUGGUGCAAAAAUAAACUUAUUUCCCCGUGGGUACGUGCGAUUGAAGGGUCGCCUAGCGAUCGAUUUUUCGCUUUACCAUAAUUGGCAAAUAAGCUUUUCGAAAUGUCCUUUGCAAGAAGUUUUGCAUAUGUAAAUCCGCAAUGGUUACUAUUGUCCAGAGGAAGAUUUCUCGACGUUGUGAUCGUUUCAAGAGGGUUAUUCUCAGGCUCUGGCUCCGGUCAGCUUAGAGUGCUUGGGAAUAGCGGUCCACCACUAGUGGCUCGUGUAACAGCAGAUCAAAGAGAUAAGCGCAAUAACAAUGGUCAGAGUGAGAGGGGACAUAAGAACUUCGGGCACAAGCCCGAGGGUGAGGCAACUUUUACCAAGAUCUUUUCCGCUUUUCUGGUAGCGAUGAUGAUCGGUUCUUGUCUGGACUGGAAGAAACUAGGAAGAGCCAUCGGUUGGCCAAAGGUGGAUGCCGAUGCUGGUGUACAUGUAGGCAAGAAUGGUUCCAAAGAACUCGAACAGGACGAUGACUCCGAAGGUGAUGACGACGAUAAGAAGAAAAUGCGUAAGGAGAAAAUCGGAUUCCGAGAUCGCAAGAUAAUCGAGUACGAAAAUCGCAUUCGACAAUACUCUACCCCGGACAAGGUCUUCCGCUACUUCGCAACCAUUCAGGCACCGCAGAACGUGGGCGAUAGCGUUGAAGUAUUUAUGACGCCAAUUGACUUUCUCACAAGCAUGACACCGGGCAUGAAGCAACCAGAGGGACUCGGAUUGGAUCAAUACAAACGAUACGAUGCUAAGAGCGUCUCGACACGACUCGAUUUGCAGCUGAACAGUGACAGCAUUUUCUACAAACUCGGAGCGUACGGACUGAUUUCCUUUUCCGACUACAUCUUCCUGCUGACGGUGCUGUCAACAUCCAGGCGCCACUUUGAGAUAGCCUUCCGCAUGUUCGACCUCAAUGGAGACGGUGAUGUGGAUAGCGAGGAGUUCGAGAAGGUUGCCAACCUGAUCCGUCAACAGUCGAGCAUUGGCAAUCGGCACCGAGAUCACGCCAACACUGGAAACACUUUCAAGGGAGUAAACUCGGCACUGACAACGUACUUUUUUGGUCCAAAGAACGACGAAAAGUUAACUAUCGAGAAAUUUCUGGACUUUCAACAACAGCUGCAACGUGAAAUUCUCACCCUUGAAUUCCUACGCAAGAAUCCGGACGAGAAUGGAAACAUCAAUGAGGCGGAUUUCUCGGAACUGCUGCUGGCUUAUGCUGGCUAUUCCCAGAAGAAAAAGAUGAGGAAAAUCAAGCGUGUUAAGAAGAGGUUCCGCGAUCAUGGAGCUGGCAUUUCGAAGGAGGAUUAUCUCAACUUUUUCCACUUCCUGAGUAACAUCAAUGAUGUCGAUACGGCGCUAACUUUCUACCACAUUGCGGGAGCAUCGAUUGAUCAGGCCACACUGAAACAUGUGGCGAAAACUGUUGCGUUGGUAGAGCUGAGUGAUCAUGUUAUCGAUGUUGUGUUUACGAUCUUUGACGAAAAUAUGGAUGGCCAACUAAGCAACAGGGAAUUUGUGGCCGUUAUGAAGAACCGAUUGAUGCGUGGUCUCGAGAAACCAAAGGACACCGGCUUCGUGAAGUUAAUGCAUUCGAUUCUCAAGUGUGCCAAAGACACAAAACCCGUGCUGUUGGAUUUGUAAGUACCAGGGUGAAUCUUUGGAGGUUACCAGGCAGUGUUGCUAAGCGCUCAACCAUUUGUCAACUGAAACGGAAACCGGAAAUUUUCGUACCUCGUUCAAUGAUAGCACAAUUGGAACUUGAAAGAUAUGUCGUUAUCAAAUACUUAAUCAUGGUUUUGCAAACGCUUUUUGUUACGCUUUAAUAGGUGUUAUUCGUACUAAUGUAGACGGUCGGCGAUAAUCAUCUCAGAUUUCAAAAUACUCCAGUGUCAACGUGUAUUAGAUAAUGGAUUUUUGUUCUAUG